CGUGCUGUACAGUUUGGGCUCCGUGACGUGGUGAUUGGCCAUUUAAGUCUAUGAGGAAAACUCUAAAAGUAGUGAGUUUAUUACCGACUUUAAACUGAUUUUACCGCGUGGCGUCUGUCGUACAAGAGGAGCAGAUUUAGUUAAUGAGGAAUCUCUCUUACAUUCUGUUGUUUUGACGGGAAUCAGACGGUUUACAGCUGCUCACCGGGACUGUGUUUCUGUGUCCGCAAAGUGAAGAUACAGCGGGAAAAUGAAGCUAUUCAGCCUCAGCAUCCUCCACAAAGGAGCGACCAAAGCCAACCUCCUGAAAGCGGCCUACGACUUGUCCUCCUUCAGCUUCUUCCAGCGCUCCAGUGUCCAGGAGUUCAUGACCUUCACCAGUGCCUUGAUUGUUGAGCGAUCGUCUCAAGGAAGCCGUGCCUCUGUCAAAGAACAAGAGUACUUGUGCCAUGUUUAUGUGAGAAAUGACAACUUGAGUGCUGUGGUCAUCGCAGACGCAGAAUACCCACAGAGAGUGUGUUUCACAUUACUCGAUAAGGUAUUAGAGGAGUUUUCAAGGCAAGUGGACAGUAUAGACUGGCCCACAGGUAAUCCUGACACCAUAAACUACAAAGCACUGGAUAUUCACCUUGCUAAAUACCAGAAUCCCAGGGAGGCAGACGCAAUGACCAAAGUGCAGGCAGAGCUGGACGAAACAAAGAUUAUUUUGCACAACACCAUGGAAAGUCUGUUGGAAAGAGGAGAGAAACUGGACGACCUCGUGGCGAAGUCCGAACACUUGGGAGACUGUUCCAAAGCCUUCUACAAGACUGCUCGGAAACAAAACUCAUGCUGUGAAAUCAUGUGAUGCCGCCGCCUCGUCCUCUCGGGCGACGCCUCUCUCUGCCUUUUCUGUUUUUCCUACAACUCCCAUCACGCACCGGCCACCAGCUCUCAACGCAGACAGGGCGGACGCCGUCUGAGCGCAGACGGGGCACCGGGACGGGCAUGAGAGCCAGAGGGGGGGCGGCCAGUCCGACUGUUGACCUCUCUGGAUUGUGACUGAUGGGGGCUGAAGGAGCGGUGGGGUUUGGUCGGGGGAAAAAGUAACGAUUCGAGUGAUUUUUAACCUUUCAAUGGGUGAACAUCUGUGUGGCGUAUCAAUACCAGCUGAAGACAUGCUCGUGUGACGUCGUGUGUUGUUGGUGUGUCGUUGAAACGUCUUCAGAACCAUUCUAUGUUAUUCAGAUCUCAGCAAUUUGACUUCAAAAAUCUUCAGCCAGUAUUAACCACAGUUGUGCUUUUUGCUUCAAGGCAACUCUGACAAUCUCUCAGUCUUAUAUAUUCCGACGGCGAGUGAUCCUUUCCGUUCUUUGAAGCCUGGUUUCUUAUUAACUUCUGUGCCCACUAGGUGGCCAUGUUUAUUUACUCCCAUGAGCCUCAGCUUGGAGGCUGUUCUUCAAACUAACAUGAGCAGAGGCAGCGGGCGGCUGCUUGGACGUGCGGUCUGAAAAUCCCGCACAAUUUCAGUAUGAGUUGUUCUCAAAAGCAAACUGGAUUUAGUUAACCAAACGUCUUUGCUGUUUUGUGUAAUUGUGUUAAAAUCGCUAACAUUCCCACUUUGAACGAUUUGCGUUAUUGAGUGCAGGUGUUUGAAGCUGAUGAGAAGUGGGAGAGUAGAGGUCAAACGUAGUGCGACGGUUAGAAGCAGCCUUACCGCGGUGUGGCUAACCGAAGACUUUUCGAAGCAACGCUGCCGCGCUUUUCACUCUGAUAUAUUCAACACUUAUGCAGGUUUUUGUGUUCAGUCUGCGGCUCCGCUGUGACUCUUAAAGCUGGAAUCACUGAUCCUUUUUUCCAUCCUGUUUGUGACUGAAGUGAUUUUGGGGACACUCAGGGGCUCCAAGUACUCUCUGGUCUCUUUUUUUUUUUUCUUCUUCUUCUUCUUCUUUCUUUUUCUGUGCUCGUCACCUGUCUGCUGAAAUGGGUGUAACAUUUUGAACGCUCAAACUUACUCUAAGAGUCGCAUCGUACUCUUGAGACACUCCACGUCUGACAACGUUUUACGGUUUGCUUUACUUGUAGGUUUGAUUGAAUAGAAAUAUUCUUCUUUCAGAUACGGCUCCUGAGUUUAGGAUGAAGAGAUGCCUUUGUGUACUUUAGAUGUUUCUCUGCUCUUUCUUUCUCUCUGCUGUACAUGUGGAUAAGUUGCUGAUGUGCAUCAUCCAGUCACAGGGUGCAUUGAUGUUGAGUGCCUGUGUGUGUGUGAGGAGUGGAUAGUCUGAAUUUGCUCUUUCUGCUUUUACAGUGUAAACUUUCGUGCAAUAUCUGCAGACUGUCAACGUGAGUCCCUUUUGAAAGUACAGGAAAUAAAGAAAUUCUCUCUAAAUUGGACAAUGAAUUGAUGUUUGUGUAUGCAAUUAUUCUGGCUCACUACCAUGUAAACCGAUUCCAGGGUUGCUGUUUUGAGAUUUUUGUUUUCUUCCAAAAAAAAAAAACCCUGCUUGUGUUGAAUUUGAUUAUAUCGUCAGAUCAAUGCUGUAGCUACUUUCAGGUCAAGUCUUAUUGACCCGUGUGUUAAAUUAUCUCCGUUCAAGUUUUUGAUCCAGGUGUGGUCUGCAAAAAGAAAAUAAAAACUUAUAAUAAACUGUUAUUUUCUGUCUGGA
Molecule: messenger RNA, 2645 nt
Organism: Salarias fasciatus (jewelled blenny)
Lineage: Eukaryota; Metazoa; Chordata; Actinopteri; Blenniiformes; Blenniidae
Gene: ykt6
Product: YKT6 v-SNARE homolog (S. cerevisiae)
Exons: 8
Coding region: 251-847 (198 amino acids)
Biological process (GO): endoplasmic reticulum to Golgi vesicle-mediated transport
Cellular component (GO): Golgi apparatus
Molecular function (GO): SNAP receptor activity
Source: RefSeq, a predicted model, not a curated record